Macroventuria anomochaeta is the source of this 852-nucleotide messenger RNA. RefSeq lists its product as uncharacterized. Lineage: Eukaryota; Fungi; Ascomycota; Dothideomycetes; Pleosporales; Didymellaceae. The transcript has a single exon. The record is from RefSeq and is a predicted model, not a curated record. Bases 1 to 852 code for a protein of 283 amino acids.
AUGGUUGACAAUGUCUUUUCCCUCCACCAGAUAACAGGGGAAGAUGAAGUGCUUUUCCCCUUCAACAUCAAAGACUAUCAACGCUACGUUUUCGGGGAUGACAGGCUAGCGCACCGUUUCGGCACGGAAUGCGCUAAGGCCUUCAUUGCCCAUGGCUCUGGGACUAGGGCUGCGCAACACACGACGACAACACCAACAAGCAAUCAGAGCGCAGCAGACGAUGUUGCAGUUGCCGCUCUAUCCGGUUACAUCCCUACAGCCACCCACAGCUUGCGAAACCAUUUCGUCGCUUAUCUCAAUCGACACUUAGUUUCGACCAAUGCGAACCCCGCCAUCAAGAUCGACAUCAACACAGUAGAGGAAACCUCACCCGGGCGGAACGGUCCGCCAACAGGGACAGAGAUCUAUCGAAUCGACCGUGAACGUGUGGGCCGCAGGGCCAUCAUCGUUUUGAGCGACAUCCGCCUAAGCCAGGGUCGAGAACACCAAAUUCAAACAUCCCUUCGCUCCGCACACAUCGACAAUCCGAUCACCUUUGCCUACCUCGCCUCAAUUCUUGACCCCCCAAGAUCGGCAUCUCUGUCACCAAUUCUAGGGUUCAUUGUCAGCCCAUCCAUCAAAGAGGUUGAAGAUAUUGUGCUCGCGCCCAGCUUCGUCAUGAAUGCGUGUUUCGUGCAGUACGUCCUUGGUAUGGACGAUGAAGAGUUCUGCCGCUUCCUCAGACGACAAUAUGAUAGCUUCGCAAGACUGCUGCUUGACUACGCUAUCAGAGGAAGGUACUACAGUAAUGACCUGUACCAAGCAAACGUCAAGUUUCUGCAAUGGGAAGUCGGGACAAGAGAAGGCUUAUGA